AUCAUUCGGACGCGUUCUUUCCUCGUCCCCAUUUCCCCUAGCCUGAGGCGGGACCAUCCCAUCGCACUUUGCGGGCUUCGUCUUUCCCCCAUCUUCUUCCUAGGUAAACUUUCCCUCCCCCACGAACAGUGCAGCCCUCUCCCCGUCGCGUCUAAUUACGUCGAAGCCGAGAUGUCUUCUCCUUCUGCCCGCCGCCAGCGAGGCUCCCAAUCCGGCACCCCUAGCCGGAACACGCGAAGUUCCCAAGCCCCCACCAACAGCCCUGCCAACGGAGGUUCAUCCCGGAAUGGGCCGCCGCAGGACGCAGGUACCCCUCGAGCUACUCGGUCCUCUCAAUUAGUCUCGAGUCCUCUCUUUUAUCAGUCCUCCCCUGCACAUGGGAACGAUAGAAGCUCUGUCGCCUUACGCCACAAUACCGACAGCCAGAGCACCAAUGCAAAUCCGGAUGCGGCGCCCAGCUCACCGCUGCGUAUGACGCAGUCGACCGAUGGCGAUGGCGAUCGCACACCGAGGGCGAGGCCACUCAUGGCUGGUGAAUCGUCACCCAUCCGAUAUGAGCCCAGCUCGAGUCCUGGUCGUGCUUUGAACCCACAGUCGGACCUUCGGAGUGAGGGCAGUAACUUAUUUGUUGGUACUUCCGAAACGCCACGAGCAAAUCGAACAAACCGGAGAGGCGAUAUCAACUCCGAGAUUCUGAGCAGCGGCCCUCGAGCCAGCAGUCGCGUCAUAUUGGAUGAUGCCGGGCGAGUAGUCCGCGAGAUCCACUCGGAUGCGGCAACGUUUUCUAACUUGAACCCCAACACCUCCGAUGCCGACGCUCUCGGGGGCCAGAACAACGCAACGAUCUGGGGUACAACGGUCUCCAUAGACGACACCUAUGCCGCCUUUAAAGACUUCCUGCGGAACUUCACUCAAAAAUAUCGCAUGUGGGGUUCUGGAAUGACGACUGAACAGACGGAUGCCGACCCUCAAUCUACUGCAAAGCCAUACUGGGAUGAGCUUCAGAGCAUGCUGAUUCUUGGCCAGCGGAUCCUCUACGUGAACAUCAGAGACUUCAAGUUGUAUCCACCUACUAGGAAAAUGUGGCACCAAAUCCAGCACUAUCCCCAGGAAAUUGUGCCGCUAAUGGAUCAGUCUGUCCACGACCUGAUGAUUGAGCUUGCGCAGGCUGAGAUGGCGAGACAGAGAAGACAGACUGGCGGCAUCCCCACGACACAGCGGAGCGCCGUCCCAAGCUCCGACAUGCAGGUACCGAGCUCAGAGCGGAGCGAGGAACCUCAAGCAUCACAGCGGCCUCAGCAAGGUCCUACUCUAGAAGAGAAGGUAAUGGAUCAGACUUACAUGACCCGACCGUGGGGUUUGGACGAGGUCACCAACUUACGAGAUCUUAAUCCAUCUGACAUGGACAAGCUCAUCUGCAUCAAGGGCCUCGUGAUCCGGACCACUCCCGUCAUCCCGGACAUGAAGCAGGCGUUUUUUCGAUGCAGCACAUGUAGCCACUCGCUCCUAGUUGGCUUAGAUCGAGGCAAAAUUCGAGAGCCGACCGAAUGCCCCAGGCGUCUCUGCAAUGCAAAGAACUCGAUGCAAAUCGUGCACAACCGGUGCGAGUUCGAGGACAAGCAGGUAAUCAAGUUGCAGGAAACCCCCGACGCCGUUCCUGCCGGGCAGACGCCUCAUUCGGUGUCAGUUUGUGUUUACAAUGAACUGGUGGACUUCUGUAAAGCCGGCGACCGCAUUCGGAUCACGGGCAUCUACCGCGUCAGCCCGGUGAGGGUUAACCCGCGUAUGCGCUCAGUCAAAAGCGUCUUUAAGACUUUUGUAGAUGUCGUUCAUGUCGCCAAGGUUGACAACAAGCGAAUGGACGCGGAUCCGUCUACCCUCGAUGACGAAUCUAACGACUCGGAGAAUAACAUCGAGGAGUCUAGAAAAAUCACCCCGGAGGAGGAGGAGAAGAUUAAGGCCACGGCCGCCCGUCCCGAUAUCUACGAGCUUCUAUCCCGGUCGUUGGCCCCUUCUAUCUACGAGAUGGACGACGUGAAAAAGGGCAUCCUCCUCCAGCUAUUCGGGGGCACGAAUAAGACCUUCGAGAAGGGCGGCAGCCCCAAGUACCGAGGCGAUAUAAACGUUUUGCUCUGCGGCGACCCGUCGACGUCGAAGUCACAGUUGCUCAAGUACGUCCACAAGAUUGCGCCUCGCGGCGUGUACACCAGCGGCAAGGGGUCUUCCGCAGUUGGUCUCACCGCAUACGUCAGCCGUGACCCCGAGACUCGCCAGCUAGUGCUCGAGUCCGGCGCUCUGGUGCUCUCCGACGGCGGCGUCUGCUGCAUCGACGAGUUCGACAAGAUGUCUGACGCCACCCGCUCCGUCCUCCACGAAGUCAUGGAGCAGCAAACCGUCUCGGUGGCCAAGGCCGGCAUCAUCACUACACUAAACGCUAGAACGAGUAUUUUGGCCUCGGCGAACCCAAUCGGAUCUCGAUACAAUCCCGACCUGCCGGUUCCGCAAAACAUCGAUCUACCACCGACCCUAUUAUCACGAUUUGACCUCGUCUACUUGAUCCUCGAUCGCGUUAACGAGUCGAAUGACCGCAGAUUAGCCCGACAUCUACUGUCCAUGUAUCUCGAGGAUAAGCCUCAAUCUGCGGCAUCCAACAAUGAGAUUCUGCCUGUCGAAUUCCUAACGGCGUACAUCUCAUAUGCCCGUACCCACGUCCAUCCCACAUUGUCCCAGGAUGCGUCGCACGCCCUUGUCGAGGCCUAUGUUAAUAUGCGCAAGUUGGGGCAAGACGUCCGCGCGGCGGAGAAGCGCAUAACUGCCACAACCCGACAGCUGGAAUCGAUGAUCCGUCUUGCCGAAGCACACGCAAAAAUGCGACUCUCGCCAACAGUCACCAAGACCGAUGUGCUCGAGGCUGAGCGGCUGAUCCAGUCAGCGCUGAAGACAGCGGCGACCGACGCCCAGGGCCGAAUCGAUAUGAGCCUCCUCACGGAGGGCACCAGCGCGGCGGAGAGGAAACGCAAGGGGGAGCUUAAGACGGCCGUCAUCCGGCUACUAGACGAGCUCACUAGCGGCGGACAAUCCGUUCGAUGGAGCGAGGUCAGCCGACGGUUGAGCGAGGGAUCCAGCGUUCCCGUCGAGCCGGCCGAUUUUGCCGAGACGAUGAGGGCACUCGAGAUGGAAGGUGCGAUUAUGAUCAGCGGCGAGGGCGCGAGAAGGAGUGUGAGACGGGUGACGGGGGUUGCGUGAGCGAACCCGGGCAAGGUCCAAGGCUAGAGAAGGGAAAAGGCGUCGCUGCUGCGCCCGAUCUGCCUACGUAGUAGGCCACUUCGACGAUGAUUCUCGAGGGGAUACGGCAUUACUAUGGCCGAUGGAGGCGGUCCGGGGGACGGUUAGGCCACGAGACAUGUAAUCGGAACGGAAGUUUAGGCAAGGAACGAGUUGUUAACGAGGCGACGCGAGUUAGUAUCUUAAGGGGCAAGCCUGUCUACCUUGUGGCCUGAGGCAAGGGAUAAAUAGGUAGAGCAACGACGGAGGGAAGCAAUACAAAUCGGCUUUACGCAGGACCCGUGCCGACACUUGCGAUACCCCUAUUCGGCUGACCGGCCGGUAUGGCUUUCGCAUGCAGGCUCGCGCCUAAACGGUUCUGGUCCUUAAACGGCAGCGAGGUUGUAGGUACCUGAUGGGAAUCGGCACCCCCGAGGAGAGGUAGAGAUGUAGGUACCUGGUAGGUACCUACCCAGAUAUCGC
Messenger RNA from Durotheca rogersii, 3747 nucleotides. RefSeq names its product cell division control protein 54. Bases 172 to 3246 code for a protein of 1024 amino acids. The transcript has 3 exons. The record is from RefSeq and is a predicted model, not a curated record. Gene Ontology annotation, cellular component: MCM complex; nucleus. Gene Ontology annotation, molecular function: single-stranded DNA binding; single-stranded DNA helicase activity; ATP binding. Gene Ontology annotation, biological process: mitotic DNA replication initiation; DNA replication; double-strand break repair via break-induced replication. NCBI's taxonomy places the organism in Eukaryota, Fungi, Ascomycota, Sordariomycetes, Xylariales, Xylariaceae.